Acanthisitta chloris (rifleman) is the source of this 890-nucleotide messenger RNA. Its product is annotated as phospholipase A-2-activating protein-like. Gene Ontology annotation, biological process: ubiquitin recycling; proteasome-mediated ubiquitin-dependent protein catabolic process. NCBI's taxonomy places the organism in Eukaryota, Metazoa, Chordata, Aves, Passeriformes, Acanthisittidae. Gene Ontology annotation, cellular component: nucleus; cytoplasm. The record is from RefSeq and is a predicted model, not a curated record. The transcript has 6 exons. The annotation marks the transcript as partial. Gene Ontology annotation, molecular function: ubiquitin binding.
UUUUAACAGGGGAUUUACUGAAAUGCACUGCAUGAGCGGCCACUCAAAUUUUGUAUCUUGUGUGUGCAUCAUACCUCCAAGUGAACUCUAUCCUCGUGGGCUGAUUGCAACUGGUGGCAAUGAUCAUAAUAUUUGCAUUUUCACAGUUGACAACUCAGCUCCUCUUUACAUCCUUAAGGGUCAUAAAAACACAGUUUGCAGCCUUUCAUCUGGGAAAUUUGGCACAUUAUUAAGUGGAUCAUGGGAUACAACAGCCAAGGUCUGGUUAAACGACAGAUGUAUGAUGACAUUACAGGGUCACACAGCUGCAAUAUGGGCAGUGAAAAUACUUCCUGAACAGGGAUUAAUGUUGACUGGUUCAGCGGACAAAACUAUAAAACUUUGGAAGGCGGGCAGAUGUGAAAGAACAUUCACUGGACAUGAAGAUUGUGUGAGAGGACUUGCUAUUCUCAGUGAAAUGGAAUUCCUUUCCUGUGCUAAUGAUGCUAGUGUUCGAAGAUGGCAGAUCUCUGGCGAGUGUCUUCAGGUGUAUUAUGGACAUACAAAUUAUAUAUACAGCAUCUCUGUCUUCCCUCAAAGUAAAGAUUUUGUAACUACUGGAGAGGAUAGAUCUCUGAGAAUCUGGAAACAAGGGGAAUGUGCUCAAACAAUCAGACUCCCGGCUCAGUCUGUAUGGUGCUGCUGUGUAUUGGACAAUGGUGACAUCGUAGUUGGUGCAAGUGAUGGAAUUAUAAGAGUGUUUACAGAGUCUUUGGAACGUACAGCAAGUGCUGAGGAGAUUCAGGCUUUUGAAAAUGAGCUUUCACAAGCAUCCAUUGACCCUAAAACUGGUGAUUUAGGAGAUAUUAAUGCUGAUGACCUUCCGGGAAGAGAACAUCUUAAGGAUCCUG